GGCGCCUGCGAACCCGCGUUGAAUGCGUCGUUUCUGCAGGUGAAGAAGGAGGGCGCCAACAAGGGGCGCUGGUUCUACACCUGCCAGAAACCGCGGGAAGAGCAAUGCAGGUUCUUCCUGUGGGAGGACGCGGCGAGGGCCCGGGAGAAGAGCGCGCGCAAUGAGCCGUCUGUCUUCAAUCGCCCCCGCACCCGGCGUCCGGCGAGUAGUGGUGGGACGCCGCAGUGGGACAUUGCGUCGACCGUGACGAGCAGCGGGCCGCUGUACUCGCCCGCGAGCAGCAUUCCGUUCACGCCCGGGCCGAGGCAGCGCAUCUUCCGCGGCGUCCCGCGUGCUGGGGCCGCGUCCUGGAGCUCGGACGAGGACGAGGACGAGGACGGUGACGACAGCGGCGCGGACGACGACCGACGCGCGGGCACGACGACGCCGACGCCCAAGAGGAAACGAUCUGAUGUCGACGACGCGGCCGCCCCGGAUGCUCCUUCGCCCAGCAGAAACGCGGCGACAGACUUGUCCGACCUCGACGCAGAGAUGGCCGACGAGCUGGUCGAGGUAACGAACCAGGCCGAGCGCCUGCACCGACCUCGGCUGGCCCAGCCGCCCCAUCACCGAUCCCAGAUCAGCGGCCCGCACACCACCCCAAGCCGCGCCGGCCUCGGUCGCGGAGACCUGUCGACGCCCGAGUCCGGGAAUAGCUUCGCCUCGGUCACGUCCGGCGGCCCAGAUGCCAAGCGCCUCAGGACGGCCCGGGGCGUGCCCGUCACCCCGACGCCGGCGCGCACGCGGAACGCCCUUGCAGGAGCAGCGGCACAACGACAAUCGACUCUUUCUUCCCCCGCCACCGCCACCACCACUACCACCACUGCUACUACCCCCACUGCUACUACCCCCACUGCCGCGCUCUCACCACCGGGCAACAGCCACGAGGGCGACGCCGAGAUCACGACGACGGUGCUCUCCCUCCUGCGGGCGGAGCCCGUGUCGGCGGCGGCGCGGCGGGCGGUGCGCGAGGAGCUGAACCGGCACGCGCGACGGGCGCGCGGCGUCGAGCAGGCGCGCGACUCGCUCCGGCAGACGCUGCGGGCGCGGGAGACCGCCCUGGCGGAGCUGCGGGCGCGCGUGGCCCAGCUCGAGAACGAGCGGCGGAUGCGCAGGGAGGUGCUGCGGAGCGACCUGCUCGCCCUGUCGCAGGAGGACCUACUACUCUCGUCGUCGCUGGAGGGCGAGGGCGAGGGUGAUGGUGAGGGUGAGGGUGAGGGUCAGGGUCAGGGGUCAGGGCUCGUGAGGGUGAGAGCGAGAGCGCUAACAAGCGGCAGGAGUGGGGGGGUGACGAGUGAUUUGUGA
Messenger RNA from Thermothelomyces thermophilus ATCC 42464, 1344 nucleotides. RefSeq lists its product as uncharacterized. The transcript is spliced from 2 exons. Gene Ontology annotation, molecular function: zinc ion binding. Lineage: Eukaryota; Fungi; Ascomycota; Sordariomycetes; Sordariales; Chaetomiaceae. The annotation marks the transcript as partial. The record is from RefSeq and is a predicted model, not a curated record.